ACAUUGUUGCAAUUGAUUAGGAUCCAUUUCCAAUUUGCUCGUCUUGAAUUAAAGACACGAAAAAACAAUUUUCCGUAAAUUUGGUGAGAAAAGUCGUCUCCUGAUAAAAAUGGCAUUGAACAAAUUGAGCAUCGAAAAUGUCGAUUUGAACAAGAAACGAGUAUUGAUCCGCGUUGACUUCAACGUUCCCAUCAAAGAGGGCAAAAUCACGAGCAACCAACGUAUUGUCGCUGCUUUGGACACCGUCAAGUAUGCGUUGGAGAAGGGAGCUCAAUCUGUCGUUCUCAUGUCUCAUUUGGGACGUCCCGAUGGCAGCAAGCAGUUGAAAUACACUUUGGCACCCGUUGCUGAGGAACUCAAGAAAUUGCUUGGCAAAGAUGUGAAAUUCUUGAAUGAUUGUGUCGGAGCGGAAGUUGAAGCUGCUUGCAAAGAUCCCGCGCCAGGAUCCGUGAUUUUGUUGGAAAAUUUGCGUUUUUACGUCGAGGAAGAGGGCAAAGGCGUUGUCGAUGGCGCCAAAGUCAAAGCAGAUCCUGCCAAGGUCAAAGCAUUCCGUGAAAGUUUGGCAAAAUUGGGCGACGUUUACAUCAACGACGCCUUCGGAACGGCUCAUCGUGCUCACAGUUCGAUGGUUGGCGAAGGUUUUGCGCAACGUGCUGCUGGUUUGUUGUUGAACAAAGAGUUGAAAUACUUUGGACAAGCAUUGGAUAAUCCCCCACGUCCCUUCUUGGCUAUUUUGGGAGGCGCCAAAGUCGCUGACAAAAUCCAACUUAUCGAGAAUUUGUUGGAUAAAGUCAACGAGAUGAUCAUCGGAGGCGGCAUGGCAUUCACUUUCUUGAAAGUCUUGAACAACAUGGAAAUCGGAGGAUCUUUGUUCGACGAGGAAGGCGCGAAAAUCGUUCAAAAUCUCGUCGAAAAGGCGAAAAAGAACAACGUUCAACUUCACUUGCCUGUCGAUUUCGUGACGGGAGACAAAUUCGCGGAAGAUGCUGCUGUCGGCGAAGCUACUGUCGAAAAGGGAAUUCCCGCCGGGCACAUGGGAUUGGAUAUUGGACCAAAGAGUCGUGAAUUAUUCGCAGCGCCUGUCGCUCGUGCCAAGAUUAUCGUUUGGAAUGGACCUCCAGGCGUCUUUGAAUUCCCCAAUUUCGCUAACGGCACGAAAGGAUUGAUGGAUGGCGUCGUUGCUGCUACCAAAGCUGGAUGCGUUACCAUUAUUGGAGGCGGAGAUACGGCAAGUUGCUGCGCCAAAUGGAACACAGAAGCGUUGGUGUCUCACGUCUCGACUGGAGGCGGCGCUUCUCUUGAAUUGUUGGAAGGAAAAGUUCUUCCCGGCGUUGCUGCUCUUAGCAAUGCUUAAGAAGAUUCUUGCCAGAUUCUGAACAAAAAAAAUCGUAAAUGUACUAAAAAUUAAAUAAAUUAUAUGAAUGUUUCGCAAAGAAGUGUUAAAUUAUCGUCAUCGUUAUGAAAUUAUAAAAAUAAAGUCAUUAAAAUUAGAAA
Culicoides brevitarsis is the source of this 1494-nucleotide messenger RNA. It is a transcript of the gene Pgk, whose product is annotated as phosphoglycerate kinase. Gene Ontology annotation, molecular function: ADP binding; ATP binding; phosphoglycerate kinase activity. Gene Ontology annotation, cellular component: cytosol. The record is from RefSeq and is a predicted model, not a curated record. Lineage: Eukaryota; Metazoa; Arthropoda; Insecta; Diptera; Ceratopogonidae. The coding region runs from base 110 to 1354 and encodes 414 amino acids. Gene Ontology annotation, biological process: gluconeogenesis; glycolytic process. The transcript has 2 exons.